Molecule: messenger RNA, 3396 nt
Organism: Stylonychia lemnae
Lineage: Eukaryota; Ciliophora; Spirotrichea; Sporadotrichida; Oxytrichidae
Source: the annotation of a GenBank genome assembly
AUGACUUAUCAUUAUGUGUUCGGAGAAGAAGUUUUUGACACAGAUCACAUUUUGGCAUCAAUAAUGAUGCUACUUUCAGGAACUCUUAUAGUCUUGCUCUUUUUGUUGAAUUUUUGGUCUGUAGCUGCUAAUACAUUCAUCUGUUACUCGACACUCAAGAAUGGAGAGAUUGAUAAAUGUACUCAUGUUCUAGUUAAAUUGGAGAACAAAAAAUCUCAUACUACCAAAAGGCAUAUAGUUCCAAUAAUAAUCAAUUCAAUCGCUACUUCUUAAGGGUAAGUUAGCAAAACAUACCAUAUUGAGGUGAGCAAAAAGAGGUUGCUCUACAACAAUGAGAGAAAAUCAUUUGCCUUUAUUCCAUUCCCUAUUAAAGAAAAAAUUGAAAUAUAUUAAGAAGCUGAAGGUAUUUAAAAUGAAUAGGAGGAAAAGAAAGCUGCCUUAGUUUGGGGUCAAAAUAAGAUAGAGAUUCCUAUUCCAAAAUUUAUGGAUAUCUAUAAGGAACAUUUAGUUGCACCAUUCUUUGUGUUUUAAAUAUUUUGCAGUGCUCUCUGGCUAUUGGAUGAGUACUGGUACUACAGUCUGUUUACUCUUUUCAUGCUCUUUAUCUUUGAGGGAACAGUUGUGAUGCAGAGAUUGUAAAAUUUGAAGAGAUUAAGAGGCAUGAGAUAAUCACCUUUUGAAGUUUAUGUUUACAGACUUAAUAGGUGGGUUAAGAUAUAAACUGAUGAGUUGUACCCAGGUGAAAUCGUCCUAUUGAGGAAAAUUAAAGCAGAUAAAAAAUCAUUAGUACCAUGCGACCUCUUAAUUUUAUCUGGAUCUGUAGUAGUGAAUGAGUCUAUUCUAACAGGUGAGAGUUAACCUUUGGUCAAAGAGAGCAUUGCUUAAUUGGAUGAUGGAGAGGAAUAACUAGAUAUUAAAGGCAUACACAGAGUUCAUAUCCUUAAUGGUGGAACUGAAAUAUUAUAAUACAUCUAUAAUGAUGAAGGCAAUGAUGAUUUUAGUCAUAUUCCCAAGCCACCUGCUCCUGGAAUCAUAUGCUAUGUUUUGAAAAAUGGUUUCGAAACUAAACAAGGAAAACUGAUGAGAACUAUUCUAUUUAGUACUGACAGAGUCACUGUAGAGAGUAAGGAAACUUACUUUUAUCUCCUCAUUCUCCUAUGCUUUGCAUUAGCUGCUAGUUACUAUGUUCUUACUGAAGGAUUAAAAGAUCCAGAUAGAAGUAGAUAAAAACUACUAUUGAGAUGCGUUUUAAUUAUUACUAAUGUUGUUCCUCCUGAACUACCUAUGCAGCUUUCAAUGGCAGUUAAUUACUCUAUCCUUUAACUAAUCAAAAAAGCAAUAUUCUGUACAGAACCUUUUAGAAUUCCAUUCGCUGGAAAAAUUGAUAUCUGCUGCUUUGAUAAAACAGGAACUCUAACAUAGAAUGAUUUGAUUAUCAAAGGUGUGACUGGAUUAAAUUUAAGCAAUCUUGAUGAAAAGAUACAUAUACUUUCAGAAAUUGGUUAAUAAGACAGAAAUUCAUUACUAGUAUUAGGAGGGUGUCAUACAUUAGCAAUGGCUGAUAAUACAUUGGUCGGAGAUCCCAUUGAAAAGUAAGCUUUUGAAGGUUUAGCAUGGAAGCAUGAUGGAAGAAAAACAUCAUCGCCUCAAUAAGGACAAGGACCACGCAUUACUUAAAUAAAAAGAUUUUUAUUUGAGUCAGCCUUAAAGAGAAUGUCAGCUAUAGUAAUGAUCGAAGAUCCAAAGUCAAUAAAUUCUGUUGAAUAUAAAGUAUUGAUAAAAGGAGCUCCAGAAGUUCUGAAACAAUACUUAAAAGAAAUUCCUCAUAAUUUUGACUAAGGUUAUUUAAAGCAUGUAAAAAAUGGAGCAAGAGUAUUGGCACUAGCAUACAAAAAUCUACCAAAGUAAUCUUCUGAAACAUAUACACAAAUCAAGAGAGAUGAGGCUGAAAAAGAUUUAGUGUUUUGUGGAUUUUUAGUUUCAGAUUGUCCUCUCAAGCCAGACACCAAGAGAGUUAUUAGAGAAUUAAAAGGUUCUAAUCAUUAGGUGAAAAUGAUAACAGGAGACAAUUAAUUGACAGCUGCUUUUAUUGGUAAGGAGUUAAAUUUUGCAAGCACUCAAAUUUCAUUGUUUGCAAGCAACUAUGAUAAUGGUAGAAUUUAAUGGAGAGACAUAGAUGACAAAUAAGUUCAUCAAACAGCAUCUUAUUAAGAAGUAGAUAAGAUUGCUAAUGAUUACAUGCUAUGUAUAAAUGGCGAUAUUCUAGAGUAGAUUUCUACUCUUAAGGAUAUUUCUAAGAUCAUCAAAAGUAUUCAUAUUUUCUCAAGGACCAGUCCAAAUCAAAAAGACUUUAUUGUUGGAAAUUUAAAUAAGGAAGGUUAUAUUACUAUGAUGUGUGGUGAUGGAACUAACGAUGUAGGAUCUUUGAAAAGAUCAGAUGUGGGUUUAGCUAUAGUAAACAAUAAGGAUCCGUCUAAGGAAGAUAAAAGAAAGAAGAAAACUAUGUCAAUGUGGUUGAAGCCAUCAGAUAUGCAAGGUCUUACAAGAGAAUAAAUGUAAGAAAAGUAGAAGAAGCAUAUGGAAGAGUACAUGAAAACAAUGCAAUCUCAAGCAGGAGGACCAGACUCAGGAAUGCCAGAAUUAGGUGAUGCCUGUAUUGCUGCUCCAUUUACUUUCAAAUUCUCUUCUUUAAGAAGCGCAAUAAAAUUGAUAUAGCAAGGAAGAUCUACCUUGACUACUACAUUCUAGAUGUAUAAAAUCUUAUCUUUAAACUCUCUUAUCUCAGCCUAUACAAUGAGUGCUCUUUAUCUUGAUGGUGUUAAAAUGGGAGAUUCUUAGGCAACUUGUAUGGGUAUUGCAAUCAGUAUUUUGUUCUUAAUGAUCUCAUUCUCUUAGCCUUUAAAGAGAUUGGAAAAAGAGAGACCGCCUCAAUCUAUUUUCCAUUGGAGUCUUGUUAUUUCUGUGAUGAUUCAAUUCUCUAUUCAUUUGACAGUGCUUGUCUAUCUGGUUAAUUUAUGUGAGCCUCAUGUUAAUAGAGGUACCGAUGAAUCACUUAUCCCAGAUGGAGAAUUCAAACCUAAUGUUAAGAAUAGCGUACUCUUCCUAUAUCAAUGGUGGCUCUAAUGUACUGUGAUAUUUGUAAAUUACAGUGGAAGGCCUUUUAUGGAAGAUCUAACUGAGAAUAAAAAGUUAUACAGAUAUAUCAUUUUGAUGUUCUUAGUUGCUUUAGCUGGUAUUCUUGACUGGAGUGAUGCUGUCAGAGAGUAUUUGGAAUUAGUCCCUUUCCCUAAUUAUGAAUUCCAGAUAACAGUUAUUCAGUGUUUAGUCGCAGAUUUCGGAUUGUGCUACGUAAUUGAGAAGACCAUCAAAAAAGCAUAUCUUAAGACUUUUAAAUGA